Exophiala aquamarina CBS 119918 is the source of this 1548-nucleotide messenger RNA. RefSeq lists its product as uncharacterized. The transcript is spliced from 4 exons. Gene Ontology annotation, molecular function: iron ion binding; oxidoreductase activity, acting on paired donors, with incorporation or reduction of molecular oxygen; monooxygenase activity. The record is from RefSeq and is a predicted model, not a curated record. NCBI's taxonomy places the organism in Eukaryota, Fungi, Ascomycota, Eurotiomycetes, Chaetothyriales, Herpotrichiellaceae. The coding region runs from base 1 to 1548 and encodes 515 amino acids.
AUGGAUGCCCUUCGAUCGGCGUUGUCUGCCGGCCUUUCAAUCGCGGUGCUUCUAGUUGCCGUGACGGCGGCCGUAGCCUAUUGCCUCGCUAUUGCGACCUAUCGUCUCUUCUUUCAUCCAAUAGCCCACUUCCCGGGUCCCAAACUUGCUGGUUUGACGAGAUGGUACGAGUUUUACUACGAAUUGAUCCAGAAGGGUCAAAUGACCUUUCACAUUCAAGACCUCCAUAAGAAGUACGGACCUAUUGUCCGCGUAACGCCAAAUGAAUUGCACAUUCAGGAUUCCGACUACUACGAGGAACUCUAUGUGAAAUCCGGAAAGCUGGAUAAGUACCCGCCGUUCGCGGCGAGGUUCGGCAGUGACGACACCUUCUUCAAUGCGACAUUGCAUGAAGACCAUCGUCGUCUCCGCAGCGCCGUGUCGCCUUACUUCUCCAAGCGGAAGAUCACAGACUUCCAGCCCGUGGUCAAGGCGAAAUUAAAGAAAUUGUGCGCCAAAAUCGAAGGCUACGCUAAGACUGGUAGCGUUCUCCCGCUUCACCGGGCAUGGACAGCGUAUGCCGGAGACAUUAUUACAGAAUUCUGCUUCGCAAAAUCCUAUGAUCACCUUGAGUCCCCUGACUUCAAGGAGACUUUUCAUGAACCGAUGCAUGCAGUCUGCCAAUCUUCCACCGUACUGAUGCAAUUUCCGUGGUUAUGGCCGAUUAUGAAUAGCUUACCAGAAUGGCUAGUGAUUCGCCUUGAGCCUACCAUGUAUAUGCAUAUCCAAGUACAACACGAUUUUGAACGUACAAUCACGGCGUUAAAAGACAAUUAUGAUGAAUCAUACAAGACCAUCGAUCACCCAACAUUAUUCCACGAGCUAUUGCAUAGCGAUCUCACAGAAGAGGAGAAAUCCGUAAAGCGCAUGGUGCAGGAAGCUCAAGUAAUUGUCUCAGCAGCUAUUCUGACUAGCUCUUGGGCAGCUGCGAUAGCCAGUUUCCACAUCACUAAUAAGCCCGAAAUCUUCAGAAAGCUACGAGCGGAGCUGGUAGAAGCCAUUCCAGACCCGUUGAGCAUGCUCGACUGGCAAAAUCUUGAGCACCUCCCUUAUUUGACAGGGUGUAUUAAAGAAGGGAUUCGACUUGCCUACGGCAUUUCAUCACGGUUGCCACGCACGGCUCGACAUGACUUGAAGUAUAAAGGCUGGUUAAUUCCCGCAGGCACUCCUGUUUCAUUGACAAUUGUUGAUAUGAAUCACGAUGAGCAAGUGUUUCCUCAAUCUCACGAGUUCAUACCGGAAAGAUGGCUGAACAAUCCUACCACAAAGGAUGGCCAGCCCUUGGAGCGAUACUUUGUUGGGUUCGGCAAGGGCGCGAGGCAAUGCAUUGGGUUAAAUCUUGCUCAAGCAGAAUUGUACAUGGGCCUUGCUACUAUUUUCAGGCGGUUUUCUUUCGAAUUGUACGAGACCGAUAUUUCUGAUACCGUCCUUGCACAUGACUAUUUUGCACCGACAGUGAAACUGGAUUCGCAAGGCAUCCGUGUCAAAGUGAAAUCGGUGGAAAGGUAG